This is a messenger RNA of Condylostylus longicornis, 592 nucleotides long. RefSeq lists its product as uncharacterized. Bases 73 to 591 code for a protein of 172 amino acids. The record is from RefSeq and is a predicted model, not a curated record. The transcript has 2 exons. NCBI's taxonomy places the organism in Eukaryota, Metazoa, Arthropoda, Insecta, Diptera, Dolichopodidae.
GAUUUUUAAAAAUAUUGUAUACCUAUACAUUAUUUAAAUUAUAAAAUAAACGAAAUUUAUAGUGCGAUAAAAAUGAUUAAAAAAAUUAAUAUUUUCUUGGUUUUUCCACUAAUCGCAAUAUUUUUUACGAAAUAUUCACUAGCUAAAGCUUCACUUGGUGGUGCAGUAGGAAAUUUAAUUGAUGAUGUUGUAGAUGGUGUACCACCAAUUGUUAAUGGAGUUAAUGUUUUAUUUCAAGGUGUUGUUAAUGCUGUACCUCCAGUAUUAGGUGAAGUAAAUAGUUUAGUACAAGAAGUUGCAGAAGCAGUACCACCAGUUACCGAAGAAAUAAAUGGUAUAAUACAAGAUGUUGCACAAGCUGCACCACCAAUAUUUGAUGGUGUACACAGUAUAUUUCAAGAAGUAAUUGAUGCUAUUCCACCAUUAUUCAAUGAAGUGAACGGUUUAUUACAAAAUGUUGCAAAUUCAGUUAAUCCAAUUAUUAGUGAAGUAAAUCAAUUGUUUCAAAAUGCUGCAAAUGCUGCAAAUGCUGCAAGUAAUGAUAUACAAGAAUCAACAAGUGGUGGUAGACAAAAAUCAAAACAUCAAUAAA